Molecule: messenger RNA, 3198 nt
Organism: Alligator sinensis (Chinese alligator)
Lineage: Eukaryota; Metazoa; Chordata; Crocodylia; Alligatoridae
Gene: LMF1
Product: lipase maturation factor 1
Exons: 11
Coding region: 370-1425 (351 amino acids)
Biological process (GO): protein maturation
Cellular component (GO): endoplasmic reticulum membrane
Source: RefSeq, a predicted model, not a curated record
CACGGGAUGUGCCAACAUGAUCCUCAUGGCCCUUCUCUGGCUUCUCUACCUCUCGCUGGUCAACGUGGGACAGAUCUGGUAUUCCUUCGUGCAAGACGCCUUGAUCUGUCCUGAGAAAGAGGAGGCUGUCACCCCUCAUCGCCGCGGCCGCAAUCGAUGCUGAAGUGAGCAACUGCAUGGAUUGCAGCUCAUUGCGAAGUUUUUCUGAUGUGAAGUUUUCUUGCUUGGAAAUGAUGGGAAUCUCAGCUCCUGGAAACAGGGUUUUUGGGAAUAUUCCUGUGCCCUCUCUGGACUCUGUCUCGACUGCCCGAACACACCCCGCCUUCCAAAAUCGUCAUCUGGGGAUUUCGAUGGCUUAUUUUCAGAAUCAUGCUUGGAGCGGGCUUGAUUAAAAUCCGAGGCGACCGCUGCUGGAGGGACUUGACCUGCAUGUAUUAUCAUUACGAGACCCAACCUGUGCCCAACCCAGUUGCCUAUUUCAUGCACUGGUCGCCGUGGUGGUUUCACCAGUUUGAGACCUUAUGCAAUCAUUUGGUGGAGCUGAUCGCGCCCUUCUUGAUCUUCAUGGGACGUCGCAUGUGCAUCCUCAACGGCAUCUUGCAGAUUCUUUUCCAGGUGCUCCUCAUUAUAAGUGGGAACCUGAGCUUCCUCAACUGGCUAACCAUCGUGCCCAGCAUUGCUUGCUUCGAUGAUGCCUCCUUGGCCUUCCUGUUCAGCUCCAAAGAGGGAGGGCUGAAGGACCGAGUGCUGAAGAUGCAAGCCAGGCGGGCAGCGGGAGAGAGGCGUCCUUUGAGAUACGGCUGCUGCAUCCGCAAAGCAGUGAACGCCUCGUUCGGGGUCUUGAUCGCCUACCUCAGCAUCCCCGUCAUCCUGAACCUGCUCAACUCCAGACAAGUCAUGAACACCUCCUUCAACCCGCUCCGGAUAGUCAACACAUACGGGGCUUUUGGAAGCAUCACUAAAGAGAGGACAGAGGUCAUCAUUCAAGGCACAUCCAGCUUAAACCCUAAUGAUCCCACCGCUGUUUGGGAGGAAUACGAGUUUAAAUGCAAACCCGGGGAUUUAAAGAGGAGGCCGUGCCUCAUAACACCCUACCACUAUCGUCUGGACUGGCUGAUGUGGUUUGCUGCUUUCCAGACCUACGAGCAGAACGAAUGGAUAAUCCAUUUGGCUGGAAAGCUGCUGGCCAACGAAGAGGAGGCGUUGUCUCUGAUGGCGUUCAACCCGUUUGAAGGCAAAGCACCUCCCCGGUGGGUCAGAGGCGAGCACUUCAAAUACAAAUUUAGCCAGCCAGGAGGCAAGCACGCCGGCGAAGGGAAGUGGUGGAUUCGGAAGAGGAUUGGGCCGUACUUUCCACCAGUCAAUCUCCAGGGUCUGAAGAGGUUUUAUGAAGACAGGAACUGGCCGUACCCAGCGCAGAAUUGAUGAGAGGAGAGUCGUAACCACUGCUAAAGGACAAAAGCCAUUCGUUUCCAUUGAGCUUGUGUUUCUCACUUCUUCCUGAAUUUUUAUAUAUCCAUUUGAUGGUUCCUUGCCAGGCUGUUUCUCAACUGUCAUGUCCUGCCUGGCUUGGCCUCUCUUUGUCACUCUGUCCAUCAUUCUUUCCAUCUAUCUUCCUUCCUGUUCUGUCUUUCUGAUCUCUUAGGUACGUUGCUUGCUCGAGAGGGGGCCCAAAUUUUGCCAAAUUCUCGGUUGCAGCAGUGAGCUGAGACAAAACCGUUGGCAGCCGGCACGUCGUGCCAUUACAUUAGCUCUGAGAUCUGGGUUUACUCAGAUUCAGGUAGGUAUAAUGAUAACAGGUUUAAAUUUUAUGACGUGUGAUCCAGGAAAAAACAAACGUGGCUCCUUUCUCACCUCUAUCUACCUUGCAAACUGUCCGGCCCCAAUUCUUUUAUGUUAAGUGAUUUAAAUCGACCUAACCGAGCUCAGACUUUAUCUUCAGGGUGAUAUAUGGUAUGUUAGGAGAUGCGCUGUCCUUCCAGUCUGGAGGUGGUUGGUGUUUGGUGUCCUGCAGGCGAGGUUUGCAGAGGUUUUGCUGCGUGCCAGUCUCGUUCCGAGCCCUCCGAAUUCAUAGUGAACGCGGCCAACUCACCCCAACUUAAUUUGGAGCAUGCUGUGGAUUCGUGUUUGGCUUGGGUAUCCCUUCAGGCACAGGUUAAGAAAGGUGGAAGCUUCUAAAUCCGAAGACGGCUUAAGGGUUUUCUUUCAAAAGGGGCUUAUGCUUGCUCGCAGCUUCCCCGCAGAGGGCUCUAGACAUUUUGCAGCACUUCAAGGAGCGUGCUAAUAUUUCCUUCGGCACUCCCCGUUGUUGUGCUGGGGUUGUUUUUUCUCCCCCUCUAAGCAAAUGUCUAGCCCCCUGGCGAACAAGCUUAUUAACCCCGGGAAGGUAUCAAGCAAGCAGACUGAGAGUAACACCAAACAGACUUGCCAAGGGACUCCACCCACGCAGCAGAUAUCCUCCUGCAUCUCUCGUCUCCAGACUGUUCCCAGGCACAGAUGGGUUGUCUUCUCCCUGCCGUCACAAGCACCUGCAUCCUCUGUUUCUUUUGCAUGAUCUCCUCUGUCAUCAAAGCCUGUUGCUCUGUUCUUCAUCUCCUAGCUGGUCUGAGCCAAGAUCCUCUCUAAUUCAGCCUGACGUUAGGGGCUGGAGGUGUGAAUCACUGGGGGAGGCUCGGUGUUAUGGAGGCGGUCGGAGCGUGGGGAUGUCACGGUCCCUUCUGGCUUGGAAAGCACUGCGAAGGGCAGGUGUAUUGCUCACCUUGCAAUGUGACACUGAUGCAUGUUCUCUCUGUAUAUUCUCAAGUCUCUAAAAGCAAGCCAACUUCCAGUGACUUGGCAGGGACACAUGGGGGGAGAGGAGAAAACAGCCUCUCCCCACACAGGGAACCACAUGCAAAAAGGGUUGCAUUGGUACUAAGACAUGCCAGCCUCUACUGCACCUCUGCCAGCCACAGGUAGCAGUCAGAGGUCAAUGUUUCUACUUCUCUGCUAAGCAUCGUUGCUCCGAAACACAUCACGAUGUCCACAGAUUGCAGUAGUGAGACACCGCGCUCCUAUUCAAGGCUCGCCCUGGGCCGUAGCGGGGUGGAAUGACUUUACGGUGGCAGGAUGGUUGCUGCCAGCUGUGGUUGCAUGGUGGGUAUCAUCCCUGUUAAGUGCUCGGACGUGGUGACAUUAAACAUUCACGAGUAAACUUUA